AUGCGUGUGGUCCGCAGAAGUCGUCGCUAUCUCCCCCACUUGGCCCGUUUCUGCCUCAUCUCUACCUUCAUUGAGGAUGGGUUACGGCUGUUGACGCAGUGGUCAGAGCAAAUUGACUUCAUUCGCCAUGUCUGGGGCGUGGGUAGCUUCCUCGCUGGUCUAUUCAUCCUUCUAAAUAUCCUCCUUCAAUUUACCGGUUCCGCGUUUGUCAUGGUACGCUACAGAGUCAGAGUCGGCUGCGGUAUCCUUCUUGCCACCGUGAUCAUUCAGACGAUCGGCUACAACAUUUGGACGCGGAUCUUCCUUAUGCGGAACCUCUCACUAAUUGGCAGUUUACUACUUCUGAUAGCUGAGGCAAGUCAGGAGUCGAAGAGUCUUUUGGCGGGCCUUCCCUCAGUCGGAAACGAAAAUCGAUCGCGUCAGUACCUCCAGCUAGGUGGACGUCUUCUUGUGGUUCUGAUGUUUCUCACCCUUGUCCAUUGGGGUGGCAGUUUUUUCUAUCUCAUUCAGUCCAUACUUAAUCUGAUUCUUAUUCUCCUGGUUGCCAUUGGAUACAAAACUAAGCUCUGUGCUCUCAUUCUUGUCUCUUGGUUGACAUGCAUGAACUUCUACUACAACGACUUCUGGUCCAACUACUCCGACGAAAUCAUGUGGGACUUUCUGAAGUAUGAUUUCUUCCAGACCUGGUCCGUGAUAGGAGGUCUCAUGUUGAUUGUGGCUCAUGGGCCCGGUGGAGUGUCAGUCGAUGACUACAAGAAAGAAUGGUAG
Hydatigera taeniaeformis is the source of this 768-nucleotide messenger RNA. Lineage: Eukaryota; Metazoa; Platyhelminthes; Cestoda; Cyclophyllidea; Taeniidae. The record is from the annotation of a GenBank genome assembly.